Molecule: messenger RNA, 888 nt
Organism: Cyclopterus lumpus (lumpfish)
Lineage: Eukaryota; Metazoa; Chordata; Actinopteri; Perciformes; Cyclopteridae
Gene: tac1
Product: tachykinin precursor 1
Exons: 5
Coding region: 102-446 (114 amino acids)
Biological process (GO): tachykinin receptor signaling pathway
Source: RefSeq, a predicted model, not a curated record
CGCACAGAACAGCUGCUGCUCGAGCCUCGAACCUCGCUCGUCUCCUCGUGCCAUUGUUUCGAAGUUCCGCAGCAGCGAGUCCAGCUCGACCCCCGCCGGCCAUGAGGAAGCUCCUUCCCGCCUUCAUGGCGCUGCUCGCCGUCGCUCACGUGUUCUGCGAGGAAAAGGACCCCACGGAGGAGGCGGACUACUGGACGGCCACGAACGACAUCCAGGAUGGCUGGCAAGCCAACGACCCACUGAGAGAAAUCCUCCUGAGGAUGACGAGAAAGCCGCGGCCGCACCAGUUCAUCGGGCUGAUGGGGAAGCGCUCCAUGGCAAAUGCACAGAUCACCCGCAAGAGGCAUAAAGUCAACUCUUUUGUUGGCCUGAUGGGGAAAAGGAGCCAAGAAGAGCCAGGCUCGCAUGAGUGGAGCACAAUACAGACGUACGACAAGCGCCGCUGAGCCUUCACCAGCCGGCACCUCGUCCAACCAUUCCUCAUCCGUGGGAGGGGGCACCACGGCGCUGGUUUCUCUUUUCAUUCAAACUGUGUAUAGAUGUUAGUCGAAUAAAUAUGAUUCUGUUUUCCACAUUGUAGUGACGUAGCGGUGCUGUGCCAGUUUACAUUUGCCCCAGCAGAAGGUGGAGGAGCGGGGGGAAAUGGCCUCGUUAUCGAUGUUAGUGGUUUCUGUGAGCGUUUUUCACCAUCUGCCAUGCUACAAAAGACUAAAUGUUGUUGUGGACCAUCAAAGCAAGGCUAUGCUGUUGAUUGUUCUAUAAAUACUACACACCGGUUCUCAUUUUGGCUUUUAGAAGUUCUCCAGCUGGACACAUGGUGUGAUAUGACAGGAUACCUGUGUGUUAUGGUUCAACAAAUAUUAAAAUUAUUUUCUUUACCGAUUCAAC